UUCAGAUUCUGGAGCAGACGACGGAAGGAUAAACUUAAAGAUAUUAAAGCAGGCUGAGCUCGCUCGCUCGCGAGAGAGACGGAGCUCUUCCGCUCAUGAAGCUGCUGGUGUAGGCGAAGAUGCAAACCCUCCUUCAGCCCUGCCACUCCACAUCCUCCUCGCCACCCCACCGUCUCCCCUCCUCAACAACUUCCCCGUUCCUCCCCUCUUCGCCGUCCAACCUCGGCGCUUCCCUUCCGAGCCCCUCCGCGACUCCCGCCUUAUCCCCUUCCCUUCUUCCGCCUCGCCCCUCUCCUCGUCUCCCAACUUCUUCGCCACCCCUUCUUGCUCUCCCAGGACGACCCGUGUCGCCCUCCGCUCUCAAAACGACAUCUUCGACGGUUUCGCUAUCGCCCAAUCCCCCGAAAGGCCCGAGAACGAGGAGCUCGAGCUGCGGAACAAGCCCUCCCCGGUUUACGUGGACGGCGGCUCCGCUCCGGAAACGGACGAACCCGCCGGUGGGUCCGGCGAGGACGAGGCUCUGGCGCCGUUCUUGAAGUUCUUUAAGAAUAAGGAGGAUCCGUUGGAUGACGGCGACGAGGAGGAGGGGAGGGAUGAAGAAGAGGUUCUUGAUGAGCGGAGCGGAAGCGAUGGUGUGGGCGAGAAGGUUAGCGUAGAGUAUUACGAGCCGAAGCCGGGGGAUUUCGUGGUCGGGGUUGUGGUUUCGGGUAAUGAGAAUCGGCUCGAUGUCAACGUUGGGGCGGAUUUGCUGGGCACGAUGCUGACCAAGGAGGUGCUGCCUUUGUACGAGAAAGAGAUGGAUCAUCUGCUGUGCGACUUGAAGAAUGAUUCGGAGGCUUUCAUGGCUCGCGGGAAGAUGGGAAUUGUGAAGUACGAUGAUGCGAUGAGCGCAGGGCCGGGGUCGGGUAGGCCGGUGGUGGAGACGGGGACGGUGUUGUUCGCCGAGGUGCUUGGGCGUACACUUAGUGGACGGCCUUUGCUUUCGACUCGGCGGCUUUUUAGGAGGAUUGCUUGGCAUCGAGUGAGGCAGAUAAAGCAACUGAACGAGCCUCUAGAGGUCAAAAUCACAAAGUGGAACACAGGGGGACUUCUCACGAGAAUUGAGGGGUUGCGAGCUUUCCUUCCAAAAGCAGAGUUACUCAAUAGAGUAAACAAUUUCACUGAGUUGAAAGAAAAUGUGGGCCGCCAAAUACAAGUGCUGAUUUCGAGGAUGGACGAGGAUAAGAAUGACUUGAUUUUGAGUGAGAAAGAUGCAUGGGAGAUGCUGCACCUACAAGAGGGGACACUUCUUGAUGGAACUGUAAAGAAAAUCUUACCUUAUGGAGCUCAGAUAAGGAUUGGUGACACUAAUAGAAGUGGUUUGCUGCAUAUCUCAAAAAUUACUGCUACCCGGAUCACUUCUGUCGGUGAUGUCCUCUCAGUUGAUGAGAAGGUUAAAGUACUGGUUGUGAAGUCAAUAAUUCCCGAUAAAAUCUCUCUCAGCAUUGUGGACCUUGAAAGCGAGCCUGGUCUAUUUAUAUCAAACAAAGAGAAAGUAUUUUCCGAAGCAGAAAUGAUGGUGAAGAAAUACAGGCAGAAGCUGCCUACCGUAAUUAGAGCUCCCAAGCCAGCGGCCUCUGCGACCGUCCAGGUACCUUUGGAUAGCGAAGCUUCACUUUAUGCAAAUUGGAAGUGGUUCAAAUUUGACAGUGAGCAAUAGCACGCGUAAGUCAACCUCAAUAUGUUGCUACGCAGCCUCACUUGAUAGGAUUCAAGAUUUUCUGUAGCUUCCCCUUUCCGGCGAGAUGGUGUAUUUAUCCAUUUUGAUUAUGAAAUCAAUAGCCAUUUUUUGCUCAAAUUUAAAUUCACGUGUUAUCUUGGGCAUAAUGUAUCUUAAUAUUCUUCCUCAACGUGAUGUAUUUUGCUCCCCGAAGCAGUACUUUUAUU
Messenger RNA from Eucalyptus grandis, 1926 nucleotides. Its product is annotated as protein PIGMENT DEFECTIVE 338, chloroplastic. Lineage: Eukaryota; Viridiplantae; Streptophyta; Magnoliopsida; Myrtales; Myrtaceae. Gene Ontology annotation, molecular function: RNA binding. Gene Ontology annotation, biological process: RNA stabilization. The record is from RefSeq and is a predicted model, not a curated record. Bases 758 to 1699 code for a protein of 313 amino acids. The transcript has 8 exons.